AUGAUGGAAUCAAUUCCUGAAAGGAAUGGAAAGGAAGUGAUAAUUGAGAAAUCACCAAAUGAUAAGAAUGAAUACAGACACUUGGUGUUGGAGAAUGGUAUGAAGGUGGUGUUGAUACUUGAUCCAAAGGCUGAGCUGGCCGCUGCUGCCAUGGUCGUGCAAGUUGGCUCAUUGAGCAACCCGGAUGACUACCCCGGUCUGGCACACUUCCUCGAGCACAUGCUGUUUCUGGGCACGGAGCGCUACCCCGUCGAGAAGGAGUUUACCCAGUUCAUCACGAUGAAUGGCGGCCAUUCCAACGCCGAGACCCACAAAUGGUUCACCAACUUUUAUUUCAAAGUGCGACCUGCCUGCCUCGAGGAAGCGCUCGAUCGUUUCUCAUCAUUCUUUGUGUCGCCGUUGUUCACAGAGUCGGCGACAUCAAGAGAGAUCAACGCAGUCGACUCAGAGCAUCAUGCCAAUCGCCAGUCAGAUGUGCAUCAGCUAUAUAGCGCCAUUUUGAUGUGCUUUGCUGGACACCCCGUCUCCCGCUUUGACACUGGAUCACUGGCCACGCUCAACGAUCGACCAGGCCUACGCGAGCGCAUGAUAGCCUUUUACGAUCAAUUCUACUCAGCCAACAUCAUGAGCUUGGCACUAGUCAGCCCGGCCCCUUUGGACACGCAGGAGGUGCUGGCGCGCCAGUACUUUGGCAAUAUUGUCAACAAGAACAUCAAGACGCCAAACGCACCAGACUUGGUACUAGGAGAGAGUGUCCAGGUGUUUGGCGUGCCUGUCAAGGACACCCACUUAAUCAACUUCACUUGGCCUGUACCCCGACACCUGGCUGUCGAUCAAGUGUACGACGAUAGUCCAUGGCAAACCAUCGGUCAUUUGCUCGGACAUGAGUCAAAAGGCUCAUUGCUCUCGUUCCUAAAGUCCAUUGGUUGGGCCUAUGAUCUGUCUGCGGCGAUUGAGAUGCACGACCUUGGCAUCACAAUGUUCUCAAUCAGGAUCACCGUAACUCCCUUGGGCAUCAAGCACGCCGAUCAAGUGGCUGGACAUCUCUACAACUACCUCCAGAUGAUCACUCACAGCGAGUUGCCAGACUAUGUGCACAAGGAGAUCAAGUUCAUCUCGGAUAUGAAUUGGAACAACCUUCCCAGAUUCGAACCGAUUGGCUUGGUCAAGAAUCUGUCGCGCCAAUUGGCCACACUCACUGAGCACCCUGAGCACAUGAUGCGAAUUGGAAGCAUGGUUCCUGAGACCUUCAACAAGACAAGGUAUCGCCAAGCUGUCGAUUCAUUGACCUUUGACAAGAUGUCUGUGGUGCAGUUCUCCAAAACAUUUGAGCACCUCACUGACAAGGUGGAGGAGCACUAUGGGUUCAAGUACUCGAUGAGGCCUGUGACCGCGGAUCAGUUGAUCGCAUGGAAAUCGAUGCCCAAGUCUGAUCGACUGCACUUUACCAAAGAGAACCAGUUCAUCCCUUCGAGCAUCACGAUCAAGGCCAGCCAGACAGGCGAACAAGUGUUGCCACAAGUUGUCUACAACGAGGACAACAUAAUAGUGGAGUGGUCACCCGAUCACAUGUUCAACACGCCCAAUGCGAUCUUUGUCGGCAGGCUCGAGUCGUCCUACAUGAAGACUGUGCAUGAGACUGUCCAGGUGUUCUUGUUCAACUUGGCCGUCAAGUCCAUCUUGAAUGACGAUGUGUUGUACAAUGCUACAAUGUGUUUGAUGCACUUUGCCAUGGACAUCGAGGUGAUAUGCUCUGGAUACGAUAACAAGCUGGCCACCUUGGCACUGGAGGUAUUCAAACAUCUCAACAAGUUUGACAUCAGCGAGGAGCAGUUCAAUCUCACGCAUCAACAUGCAAUGCAAUUGGUUAGCAAUAUAAAGUUUACCGAACCAUUGGAAUAUGGAAAUCGCUUCGUUCUUCGACCAUAUGUCGUCAGCACCAGUCAUUCAAUCAAAGAUCAAUAUGAUGCACUAAAGACAAUCACAAGACUGGAGUUCAUUCAAUUCAUCAGAAGAUAUAUCCAAUCACUGAAUGUGCGUUGGUUGGUCAUGGGCAAUGUGACCAAAGAUGAUGCCGUCAAGUUUGGCCGCGACUUUGCCACCAUGGUUGACUCGCGAACUGGCACACGGUCGUGCGACGUGAUGAUCCCUCGCAGUGUCAUGUUCGAAGCGGGUGUGGAGUAUCACAUACGCCAGCGAGUGGAAGACCCCGCCCAAGGCAACUCCGUAUCCAUUUUCCAUUACCAAUGCGGAGUGUCGAAUAUAGAGAAUGCCACUCUUGGACAUCUGCUAGCCAUCAUCAUGGACGAGGAGGCCGACACCGAGUUGAGGACCAAUCAACAGCUUGGAUACAUUGUCUUUGCAACGUGUACGGUCAAGUUGGCCGUGGUCUCAUUUAGUGUCGAGGUGCAGAGCAAUACCAAGGAUGCUGACUAUCUCCAAAGCAGGAUCAAUGAGUUUGUAAACAAUCAAUUCCCUCAAUUCCUAGACAAGAUGCCCCAAGCCCAUUUCGACUCCUACGUCAAAGGAUACCAAACACGACUCCAACGUAAGAGGUCCAACCUCAUGGAGUUGGCCAAAGAUUACAUGGAUCUCAGAAGUAACUAUUUCGGUGAUUAUCAAACAAAAACAAAGAUGGUUGAUGUAUUGUCAAAGGUUACAAAGAAUGAUUUGAUCAAUUUCCACAAGAUAUACUUGGUACCAAAUGAUCAAAGAAGAUUACUGGUACUUUCAUUGUUUGGUUAUGGCCAUGAGAUGAAGGAAUUGGACACGAAAUCCAUCAACAAUCCAAGAAUAUCCAUCAUUAAUGAUCCAACCAAUUUUAAACAAUUGAUGGGUCAAUACCCAGCCAUCAUUAAUCCAACCAAC
This is a messenger RNA of Acytostelium subglobosum LB1, 2868 nucleotides long. RefSeq lists its product as hypothetical. Gene Ontology annotation, biological process: peptide catabolic process. The annotation marks the transcript as partial. Gene Ontology annotation, cellular component: cytosol; mitochondrion. The record is from RefSeq and is a predicted model, not a curated record. Gene Ontology annotation, molecular function: metalloendopeptidase activity; metal ion binding. The transcript is spliced from 2 exons. NCBI's taxonomy places the organism in Eukaryota, Evosea, Eumycetozoa, Acytosteliales, Acytosteliaceae.